CUGGCUGUCGAACUGAUGUCAGACAAAAGAAGCUUCAAGAUCCCAGAAAAAAGAUGCGAUCAUCGCGUUGGCGAACUUUAUAAAAACCGACUUUCUUGCUACGUUACAAUCAUUCGGAAGUUUAUAGUUUUUCGGAUUGUGUUCGUUAUAUCGUUCCAUCGUGUAUCAAAGAUGAAGAUUUUUCGUUACAAGAUCGUUUGGACAGCAAUCUUCGUCAUGACCGGGGCUUUCCCACACUCAGGACCGAUCCUGGAAAAACAUCGCAUUGUUAAAAAAUCAGUUCUUAGAACAAAGCCAAGGUUAGACGCAAUGAUAUAUGGUAAAGUCGCGCAGAAGAUUCGACGAAUGAACGACGUCUAUGACCAAUAUUAUGAAUAUGAGAUUCAAAAUGCAUAUAAACGGCUCGAAAAUUUAAAUGCUGCUGAUACCAAAGUAUUCGUUGAAGAACAAAAUAAACUGACAGAAACUUUCCUGUCCAACUGUACGUUUCGUGAGAAAAUCAAGAACAAAGUGGAGGAUCUUUGGAGAUACGAGACGCAGACAUGCCCAGCAAAAUAUGACAACAAAUAUUAUUAUGAAACGAGUGACGGACGAAAGGAUGAAAAGGUUCUCUAUUAUGUAGAUACACUAGGCGGAAGUCCUAGCGUCUUUUCAUUUCCCAAUACGGACCCGAAUAGAAUUGUUACGCACAAAAAGUUCAGUGGAAAUGGAAAAAUCUUAGCGUACAGCGUGAGCACCAACGGCGAGUCUUCGGACACCGAUAUCUAUUUCAAAGACGUAACAAAUAAUACCCUUUUGCCUAAAUCGUUGUCCAAAGUCAAAUACUCUACGAUAGCGUGGACAAAAGACAAUGGAGGAAUUUUUUACGUCUCAUAUACCGAAGGGGAUGCGGAUACAAGGCGAGGAAUUCAAAAACUCCAUUUGCAUCGUCUGGAGCAAGAGCAAAAUGACGAUACCAUCGUACAGGAAUUUAAAGAUGAGCCGUUCUUUCAAAUUGACGCUGAAGUGACCGAUAACGGGGAGUGGUUGCUAUUCACCGUAACGGAAAAUGUACGGGACAAAUCGGUAUACGCGGCGAAAAUAAGUCCCGAUGGAAAACUCGUAGGUCACGUGACUGAAAUUGUCAAAAAAACCGAACAUGUUGGCCUGCACUUGAAUCUAGAUGCAACGAAACUCCUACCAACUAAUAAAAAUACCACUAUUGACAAGUUUGACACGAUUUUCGAAUACGUAGCGAACGAUGGACCAGAGGCAAUUUUUCUUACAAGUAGGAAUUCUCAGAAUUUCUCACUGAUUAAAAUAAAUCUGAAUAAUCCGGGGGCUGAUUGGUCGGUUUUACUGCCUGAAGAUAAAAAUUUUAAAAUUCUUCAAUGGGCCAAGGCUGUAAACGGUGAUCAUUUCGUUGCGUGUUACCUGGACGAUGUCAGCAACGUUCUCCAGCUACACGAUUUAAAGAAUGGAGAAUAUUUGAAAACUUUUACUGUUCCCCGGUACAGUACAGUUUCUGAAUUUUCCGGUUCUAGAAGCCGUUCAGAGAUCUUCUACAAGGUCACUUCGUUCCUGAUUCCGGGAGAUAUUUACAAGGCGGAUUUGACAGAUCCUAGAAAUCCCAAAGUUACAAUCCAUUACAAAACUACGGUACCCGGAUUCGAUUCUAAAGACUAUAAAGUUCGGCAAGAUUUCUAUCAAUCGAGCUCCCAUAAUACUACAAAAAUUCCUAUUUUUAUUGUCUCCAAAAAGGACCGAGCUAAAAAAGAAUCGAUGCCUGCCCUUUUAUACGGAAAUGGUGGUUUCGGCGUCAGUAUACAACCACAUUUCAGCGUAAGCAGACUCGUAUUCAUGAAAAAUUUCAAUGGUAUUUUCGCUAUUGCCAAUAUUCGUGGAGGAGGCGAAUACGGAGAGAAGUGGCACGACGAAGGAAGACUUUUCAAGAAGCAGAACUCUUUCAAUGAUUUUCAAGACGCUGCGAGAUAUUUGGUCAAUAAAGAGUAUACAACUGCUGGACAAUUGGCUAUUCACGGCGUUGGCAACGGGGGACUACUAGUCGCCGUUUGUAUCAAUCAAAAACCAGAGUUAUUCGGUGCUGCAAUCGCAGAAUCUGGUUUUAUGGACAUGCUCAGAUAUCACAAUUUCGGGAGUGGCUAUUCCUUAAUUCCGGAAUACGGAAAAUGGGAAGUUGAGCAACAGUUUUAUAAUCUGUUGCGAUACUCUCCACUCCACAAUAUCAAACGUCCUCCGUCUUACGUUCCUUUCCCAGCUACUCUAUUACUAACCGAAGAUCACGAUGAGUGCAUAUCACCUAUGCACACCUACAAAUAUAUCGCAUCUCUGCAAUACCGGAAUGGCCUGUUCGGUGGUAACGGUAAGAAUUGCCCUCCGCUUAUGGCGAGAAUUGAAUUGGAGUCCGGCCACGGAAUCGAUGAAUCAAAUGAUAAAGGGAUUAAAAAAUACGCUGAUAUCUUAACGUUCAUUACCUAUUCAUUGGGCUUAAAUUUCGAGGACUAGUAAGAAAAAGGAAGAGGAUUUAGUCAAUAAGGAGAAGAAGAAGAAAGAAGAAAUGGUAAAAAACGAAAAAUAUGUUCGUCAUAGCUUUUAAUUACACUCUACAGACACUUGUUCAGUACUCUAAAAUAUGUAUAGCGACUAUUAUAAGAAAAAAAAUUCCAAAUAAUUGAAUGAAAUAAAUGAAAAAUAUUCCGGGCGAUGUGCCGAGUUAA
Venturia canescens is the source of this 2717-nucleotide messenger RNA. Its product is annotated as prolyl endopeptidase-like. Lineage: Eukaryota; Metazoa; Arthropoda; Insecta; Hymenoptera; Ichneumonidae. The record is from RefSeq and is a predicted model, not a curated record. Gene Ontology annotation, cellular component: cytosol. The coding region runs from base 16 to 2505 and encodes 829 amino acids. Gene Ontology annotation, biological process: proteolysis. The transcript is spliced from 14 exons. Gene Ontology annotation, molecular function: oligopeptidase activity; serine-type endopeptidase activity.